This is a messenger RNA of Euleptes europaea (tarantolino), 375 nucleotides long. RefSeq names its product ribosomal protein L22 like 1 (gene RPL22L1). Gene Ontology annotation, cellular component: ribosome. Gene Ontology annotation, biological process: cytoplasmic translation. Bases 1 to 369 code for a protein of 122 amino acids. The record is from RefSeq and is a predicted model, not a curated record. The transcript has 5 exons. Lineage: Eukaryota; Metazoa; Chordata; Lepidosauria; Squamata; Sphaerodactylidae. Gene Ontology annotation, molecular function: structural constituent of ribosome; RNA binding.
AUGGCGCCGAGCCAAGAUAAAAAGCUGAAAAAAUCAACUUGCAAAUAUAACCUUGAUCUCACCCAUCCAGUAGAAGAUGGAAUAUUUGAUUCAGGGAAUUUUGAGCAGUUCCUGAAGGAAAAAGUUAAAGUGAAUGGAAAAACAGGAAACCUGGGAAAUGUAGUUCACAUUGAACGCUUUAAGAACAAGAUCACUGUGACAUCUGAGAGGCAGUUGUCGAAAAGGUACCUGAAGUAUCUCACUAAGAAGUACCUCAAGAAGAAUAAUCUACGUGACUGGCUGCGUGUGGUUGCAUCUGACAAGGAGACCUACGAACUGCGAUAUUUCCAGAUCAGUCAUGAUGAUGAAGAGUCCGAAGCUGAGGAAUGAGCAAUG